Messenger RNA from Striga asiatica, 1287 nucleotides. NCBI's taxonomy places the organism in Eukaryota, Viridiplantae, Streptophyta, Magnoliopsida, Lamiales, Orobanchaceae. The record is from the annotation of a GenBank genome assembly.
UAAAGUUCUCGGAUCAUCUAACUCAAGGCUCGAAAUUUGAUUUUUUAGCUCGGCUAAGGCUCGACUUCAAAAUAAUUAAAGCUCGGUUCAGUUUAUGAUUAAGACUCGAAAAACAUGAAAAAGUGUCCGCCGUCCUGGUCUCGGGUCUGAUCGGCUUGCACGGGCCGUGACUAGAUACUGCCGGGCCGAGCCUAGGCCUGCGAGGGUCUGCUGGAUCGGGCUUGGGGUGCUGCUGGUCAUCACUAGGACGCUGGGCGCCAGCACGGGAACUUGUCUCCUCAAAUUGACCUCCUUCGCCAUCACCCAUUGCUGCUCUUUUCCUCGAAUCGAGCUCCUUCGCUGAAUUAGAUUUUCAUAUCUUAACAUUCAGAGAAAUAUCAGCAGUCGUGCGAGUACCCAGCCGUUAACCCUAUCCUUGUCAAACGACAAAUCUCGUUUCGGUGUUGUAGCUAGCCAAUUCCGCCAGAACCGGAAAGCAGCCGGAGAAGAGCAGGGGUUGCCCUCAAACCUCAGAAAAAGCAGAACAAUACAAUGGCACCAACCAAACAAGUCUGUAUAUGUGUCGAUAGUGAAAUUGCUUUCCACCAUUAAUCCAUUAAUCCAAAUUCUGCUGCCAUUUCAACUGAGUCUGUCCAGACCUGUACGCCAACAUUGAUUGAGCAUGAACAAAGGAGGAGUGGGCCUCGGAGGUGGAGCCGGUGGCGGCAGUGGGCCGACUGCCGCUGCAGCGGCGGCAGCGGCACAAAAACAGAAAACUCUUCUGCAGAGAGUGGACACAGACAUUGGAAAUCUUGUUGAUAAUUUUGGGUACAUAGUCAAUGUGACUCGGGUUAAUGAUCCACCCGUGCGGAACUCCCAAGAGUCUUUCAUGAUGGAAAUGCGUGCGGCUAGGAUGGUUCAAGCUGCUGACUCGCUGCUCAAAUUGGUGUCGGAGUUGAAACAGACUGCAAUUUUCUCGGGAUUUGCAUCUCUGGAUGACCAUGUUGACCGGAGAACUCACGAGUUCAAUAAUUUGGCUGAAAGUACAAAUGGGAAAUUGUCUAGAAUUGGGGAGGAGGUUGCAGCUAGCCUCAAGGAACUCGAAUCUCAUUAUUACUCGUCUGCACUCAGGACAAGCACCGUUAGUCCACACGAGGCUUCAGAGUAAAGGGAGGACAGAGGAUUGUAAUUUCUCAUAGUAAAAUAAUGUUGUUUCUGGUGUGGUCCGGAAUGAAUUCAAGUAACAUAGUUUGUAUGGUUGGAAAACUAAUCUCGUCUAUAGUUGAUUGAUAUGUGGAUUGGCUGAGA